UUCCCCGCCACUUCACGAUCCGCGACUCAACUCAACUCAACUCGUCCACCUUCGAUCAAGGCACCGUCUGCAACACUACCAUACACCUGUAGCUACCGACAGAACAACUCCCCUCUGCAAUCAUGGGCUGGUUUUGGGCAGACGCACCAAAGACCUCUCCUGCGGCCGCUCCCCCAUCAAACCACCCCACCACGGGCACCCCACCACCAUCAUGCCCGAUGCACAAGCCGGACACCUCAGCCGCCGCCGCCGGCGCAGGGCUCCCCUCGGAAUGCCCAUACACCCCGGAAGCCGCCACCACCGCUGGGGCCGACGCGGGCGAUCAGACCCUGAACCCACUCAACUUCAUGUUCAGCAACCUGCCGCAGACACGGUCACCGGGGCAGAAGAUCGCGCUGCCGACGGAGCGCGAGGCCUCCACCAUCCCCAAGGGCGACGGCUCCCUCUGGGAGUACCCGAGUCCGCAGCAGAUGUACAAUGCGAUGCGCCGCAAGGGCUAUGAAGACGCGCCCGAGGACGCCGUGGAGAGCAUGGUCGCCGUCCACAAUUGGCUCAAUGAGGGCGCGUGGAAUGAGAUCUGUGCGUGGGAAGGUAAGUUUGGUGGCGGUGUCAUGGGGUACAUGGGCUGGAAGGAACGCGAGAAGGAGUGGAAUCCGAGGUUGGUUAGGUUCCAGGGGAGAAGGAAGGAUGUUACGCCGAAAGCACAGCUCUAUGGCUUCUUGGGGAGGAUCAUGCCCGAGACCUUUGGUGGUGAGGCGCCGUUUGAUCGCCACGAUUGGUAUGUCCUUCGGAAAUUUCCCGGCGAGGAUGCACCCAGGGAAGUCAGAUAUGUGAUCGACUACUACUCUGGGCCACCAGAGCCCACGGGAGAGCCAGUGUUCUACCUCGAUGUCAGGCCAGCGCUCGACAGACCGGGACUUAUGAUGGAGAGGAUCGUCAAUUGGUCCGGCGACGUCUGGGAGAGGGCUUCCGGCCUCGACGUGAGGAGAAGGGAGCAAGAGGAGAAUGCGAAGAGGAAGGCUGGGAUGUGAAGGGACGCGGCGGCUCCUUUGCUGUAAAAAUGGGUUUCGUGUAGGAUAGAUUUGGUUGUGGGCACUGGGGAGUCUGGCAUAGCCGCUGUUAUUUUCAUCUUCUCUCUUAUGAUAUAGUUCACCUUGCUUUGCAGAGUAUAAUGUUACAUACAAUGUACUCCUGUUUUCUUCAAUUUUUUAUUGUUUAAUCACAACAUUCGACC
Messenger RNA from Tricharina praecox, 1234 nucleotides. RefSeq names its product cytochrome c/c1 heme-lyase. Gene Ontology annotation, molecular function: holocytochrome-c synthase activity. The coding region runs from base 123 to 1031 and encodes 302 amino acids. NCBI's taxonomy places the organism in Eukaryota, Fungi, Ascomycota, Pezizomycetes, Pezizales, Pyronemataceae. Gene Ontology annotation, cellular component: mitochondrion. The record is from RefSeq and is a predicted model, not a curated record. The transcript has 3 exons. Gene Ontology annotation, biological process: cytochrome c-heme linkage.